Saitoella complicata NRRL Y-17804 is the source of this 2178-nucleotide messenger RNA. RefSeq names its product Dihydropteroate synthase. Gene Ontology annotation, cellular component: mitochondrial envelope. Gene Ontology annotation, biological process: tetrahydrofolate biosynthetic process. The coding region runs from base 1 to 2178 and encodes 725 amino acids. The record is from RefSeq and is a predicted model, not a curated record. Gene Ontology annotation, molecular function: 2-amino-4-hydroxy-6-hydroxymethyldihydropteridine diphosphokinase activity; dihydroneopterin aldolase activity; dihydropteroate synthase activity. The transcript has a single exon. NCBI's taxonomy places the organism in Eukaryota, Fungi, Ascomycota, Saitoellomycetes, Saitoellales, Saitoellaceae.
AUGAAUAGCGACAAGAUCGCGUUGCCGCAAGAUGUGGUAUAUGUGAAGAAUUUGACGUUGAAGACGAUUACUGGGCCGGAUAAUUGGCAGAGACAGAAGCCGACCCCGGUGACGUUGUCCAUCGAAUGUCGGACCUCCGUCGCGCUCGCUGGGUCAACGGAUCACCUCCCGUAUUCCCUGCAUUAUGGAACGAUGUGCAAAUUGGUUUCGGAUUAUGUCGAAAACGGGGAUUUCAAGAAUCUGGAAGCGUUGGCGGAGGGGGUUGCGGGUGUUACCCUGGGGGAGGAAUGUGGUGCUGAGUGGGUGAGGGUGAGGGUUGAGAAGCCGAGAGCGUUGUUGCGCGCGGAUGCGGCGGGUCUCGAAAUUGUGAGGAGGAAGGAUGGGAAGAGGGAUUGUGAGGAUAUGGUUUUCAUUGACAACCUUCGUCUGGUCACCAUUAUUGGUGUCAAUCCAUGGGAACGUGUCGAGAAGCAGAACGUGUUCAUUCAGCUUGAGCUGUACAAGCCUAUCCCGGUGCUAAACGGCGAUACCAGCAAGAUUGGACAUGGGUAUGAUUUCAGAACGACUGUACACACUAUUACCGAUCACAUCGAACAAUCCGACUACAAGACUGUCGAGGCGUUCGUCACGGCCAUUGCAAAAAUCGCGUGUUUGGACUGCGGCGUGCAAAAGAUCAAGGUCACGGCAGAGAAACCAAGCGCGUUGACGUUUGCUUAUGCUGCUGGUGUUACCAUCACUCGUGAAGCUUCGUUCUUUGCGUCUGCUGAGAAGGAGGGAAGCAAGGCCGUCAACGGAAGCGGAGUACACGAGAGGAGAGAGGAUGUUUACGUUGCUCUUGGAGCAAACAUCGGGGAAAAGGCAAGCAACAUCAACGCUGCGCUCAAGGCAUUGGAGAAGAGAGGGAUUAAGAUCAUGCAAACGUCGUCGCUCUAUGAGACCGCGCCGAUGUACGUCACUGACCAACCAUCGUUCCUGAACGGCGUCGCAAGGGUUUCAGUUCCGGCUGGUAUGACUCCACACGAGCUGCUAAAGGAAUUGAAGGCUGUUGAGGAUGAGUGCGGACGUGUAAAGACCGUAGAGAAGGGCCCUAGAACCGUGGAUCUGGAUAUCGUCCUCUUCGGAAACGAGGUCGUGAGCACGGAUGACCUGAUCGUGCCACACAAGGGUAUGCUCGAGCGAGGAUUUGUCCUAAAACCGCUCGCGGAUCUGGCUCCUGGUCUCGCACAUCCACUUACAUCCACGACGAUCGCGUCCCAUUUGUCCGCGCUCCCGAAAAAGGACGUGGAUGAGAUGGAGGCCUACCUUCCCCUUCCUCGCGGAAGGGUCCUGAUAUUGGAUCCGUUGAGGAGGGAGGUACCGACGACGGUCAUGGCGAUUCUGAAUUUGACGCCUGACUCGUUCUCCGAUGGUGGGAAGUACUCGUUGAAGGAUGAGGAUGUUGUUCGCACUGUGAAGCAGAUGGUUGAGGAUGGUGCGGGGAUUAUCGAUGUUGGUGGACAGACGUCUAAGCCUGGUGCUGUCGAGGUACCUGUUGAGGAGGAGGUCGAGAGGGUCGUUCCUGCAAUCAAGGCGAUUCGUGCAGCGAGGAUUGAUGUUCCUAUCAGUGUUGACACUUACCGUGCGCAGGUCGCUAAGGCUGCUGUUGAGGCUGGUGCGGAUAUCGUUAAUGACGUUUCCGCUGGUACGCUUGAUCCGGAUAUGUUCAAGACGAUGGCAGAGCUGGAUGUUCCGGUUUGCUUGAUGCACAUGCGUGGGACGCCGGAGACGAUGAACUCUAUGACCAAGUACCAAGGUGAUUUGGUAGAUGUUGUUGGACAGGAGCUCGAGGCCCGGGUCAGGGAGGCAGAGGAGGCGGGAGUGAAGAGGUGGAAUAUCAUUCUUGAUCCUGGUCUUGGAUUUGCCAAGACGGCGUCGCAGAACCUCGAACUCAUCCGUCGCUUCGAUGAACUGCGUUCUCGACCCGCAUUCGUCGGAAUGCCUUGGUUGAUUGGUCCGAGUAGGAAGAAGUUUGUCGGUCGUGUGACGGGCGAGGAGGGUGACAGGAAGUGGAGUACUUCUGCGGUCGUUGGUGCUAGUGUCCAGGCUGGUGCGAAUAUCGUUAGAGUGCACGAUGUGAAGGAGAUGGGCAUGGUCGUGAAGAUGUUUGAUGCGAUGAGAGGGGCUGUUAAGCUGGAGUAG